AUGAAAAAUAGUAACCCUGAAGGAGAAUCAGACAAAACAAUUAAACCAGACCCAAAGGAUAAGGACAACCAAGAAAAAGAGAAACCUUACAUCCCUUCACCUCCAUAUAAGUCACCUAUCACAUACCCUCAAAGACUAGCUAAAACUAAAACAGAGAGUCAAUUCAAAAAGUUUUUAGAACUUCUAAAGCAACUCCACAUAACAAUCCCUUUCUCUGAAGUAAUUACUCAAAUGCCCUCCUACGCCAAAUUUAUUAAAGAGAUCCUAUUAAACAAAAGGAAGCUUGACGAUGAUAGUACUAUAUCACUGACUGAAGAGUGCAAUGAAAUCAUACAAAACAAAAUGCCUCCAAAACUGAAAGAUAUAUGGAGUUUCUCCAUUCCAUGUGUUAUAGGCAAACUUGUUAUUGAUAAAGCACUAUAUGAUCUAGGAGCUAGUGUGAGCUUAAUGCCCCUCUCAAUUAGUGAAAGACUAAACCUAGGAAACCUAAAGCCAACAAAAAUUUCCCUUCAAUUGUCCGAUUGUUCAAUUAAAUAUCCUGUAGGCAUCCUGGAAAACGUCCUAGUAAGAAUUGGGCAGCUAUACAUUCCUACAAAUUUUGUAGUAAUGAAUAUGAAAGAAGACUGA
Messenger RNA from Lathyrus oleraceus (garden pea), 627 nucleotides. RefSeq lists its product as uncharacterized. The record is from RefSeq and is a predicted model, not a curated record. Gene Ontology annotation, molecular function: aspartic-type endopeptidase activity. The transcript has a single exon. Lineage: Eukaryota; Viridiplantae; Streptophyta; Magnoliopsida; Fabales; Fabaceae. Gene Ontology annotation, biological process: proteolysis. Bases 1 to 627 code for a protein of 208 amino acids.